Molecule: messenger RNA, 522 nt
Organism: Lactuca virosa
Lineage: Eukaryota; Viridiplantae; Streptophyta; Magnoliopsida; Asterales; Asteraceae
Source: the annotation of a GenBank genome assembly
AUGGAACCCUCCUUCGAACUAAAGAGGAAACAUUCCUACCCCAAAUUAGGUCACCCCGAUACCCUCUACUCAAUAGAUAUAACCAAAGCAAUAUCUGCAUCCUCUGGUCGAUCGAUCAACCUCCUGCGUGUCGAAAACCAUCGCGAUGAUGAAGCGUGUCCACCUUGUGACUGUAAAGACGGAAUAGGCAUCGAAAGGGUAGUUUGGAUGGACGACAACAUUGCUCGAAGGUUUUGGAACUGCAAAAACGCCUUGGUGAGUAUUCCUUCUAUAUACUUACACCCUAUUAGGUAUCUUGAGCUGAAAAUGUACACCUUUUCCUUAAUCGUAACCCUAAUUGUCGUCUUCCCUUUUAAUCAGUUAGUUGAAGGUCCAAAAUGUAAGUUUUUUCUGUGGAAAGACGAUGCAAUGGAGGAGGGGUACUACAAAAAGAAGCUUCGUAAGUUGAGGUUUGAGGUGCGCGAAAAGGAAGACUUCUGUGAUGUUUCGAAGGCUCAAAAGAAGGUGACACAGCUGCAGUAA